Molecule: messenger RNA, 1683 nt
Organism: Cricetulus griseus (Chinese hamster)
Lineage: Eukaryota; Metazoa; Chordata; Mammalia; Rodentia; Cricetidae
Source: RefSeq, a predicted model, not a curated record
GGGCGCUGCGGCUGCGCCAACCCUGGCUCCUCCCACAGGCCCGGAGCCUUAAGCCCCGCCUGGCCCUGGCGGCCCGGGAGCCCAGGCCUGCACCGGUUUUGGAUGGUGGUUAAGGAAGAUGGACACAUGGUCACUGCCCGCCAGGAGCCUCGCCUUGUGCUGGUUUCCAUCACCAUGGAGAACAACUAUCUGACGCUCGAAGCUCCAGGCAUGGAUCAGAUGGUUUUGCCUAUCAAGCUGCCUUCGUCGAAUAAGAUCCACGACUGCAGGCUAUUUGGUCUCGACAUCAGAGGCAGAGAUUGUGGCGAUGAGGUUGCUCAAUGGUUCACCAGCUACCUGAAGACACAGCCCUACAGGUUGGUUCAGUUUGAUACCAGCAUGAAAGGAAGGACAACAAAGAAACUUUACCCUUCUGAAAGUUACCUUCAGAAUUAUGAGGUAGCCUACCCAGACUGCAGUCCUAUCCACUUGAUUUCUGAAGCCUCCUUAGCUGAUCUCAACACCAGGCUGAAGAAGAAGGUGAAGAUGGAAUACUUCAGGCCAAACAUCAUGGUGUCAGGCUGCGAGGCUUUUGAGGAGGAUACUUGGGAUGAACUCCUAAUUGGUGAUGUAGAGAUGAAGAAGGUGUUGAGCUGCCCCAGGUGCAUUUUGACCACAGUGGACCCAGACACUGGAAUCAUAGACAGGAAGGAGCCGCUGGAAACCUUGAAGAGCUACCGCCUGUGUGACCCCUCUGUGAAGAGUUUGUACCAGACGUCCCCCCUUUUUGGGAUGUAUUUCUCAGUGGAAAGAGUUGGAAGCCUGAGAGUUGGUGACCCCGUGUAUCGGAUGGUGGAUUAACAGGCCCAGUGGCUGACAUGCUUCCAGGUCCUAGGAGAUAUUUUUGCGAGUCCUUACUGCCAGCCAUGACUGUCUUCCUGGAAACGAGCCUCCGUUUUUCCUUCAGAGCUUCCUGUGUCCUGAGUUAAUUUGAGAAAGGACCAGAGGUGGUUUGGGAAUGUGAGGGCAUAUACAUUUUAGAUAAUGAUGUUUUUAAAAAUAAAUGAAAUUGUGUAUGCAAUUAUUCUGAAUGGCCCUCCCACUGUCACUGUUUUCUGAUUACUGCCUUUAAUAUUGCUGAGUAAAGAAAGUUUAGAGUCAACUUAAAGGCUGCCAAAUUUAAAAAGAUGUUUAUACUCUUUAUAGGUAUAUUGUGUGAGAGAAGCAGGAAAACGAGUCAUAUCCUGAUGUCUAUGUGCUAACGUGCUCAUAUGCAGACAUGCUCACAUGCUGACACGCUCACUGCUAACAUGCUCACAUGCUAACAUGCUCACUGAUGGCCUGUUCUUGAUCUUGAUGUUGAACCCUGCUUAGUUUUGAUUUAUGACUGUCUCUGCCUUACUGUUAUAAAGCCAGGAUUAUGCUUAAAUAUAGAAAUGAUUUCAUAGAUCGUGGGGUUAUUUUGUUUAUAGAUGGUGUCUUUAUGUUUCUUUGGGAUUCUAUUAAGACAUACAAUUUACCUCUAAUUGUCAAUUCCUCUAAUUCUGCAAGAAAAUAGAAUUUAAAAGACUAGAAUCUUCAAAAGUAGGGGUAAGCAGGAGAAACCAUGAACACAUUUUUAAUGUUCAAAUCUAUUUUUCAUAACAAAGAAAGAUGAACUAGAUUGCUGUAACAAUUAACAUAUAAAUGAGUUGCCCUCUUAAA